AUGCAGGCCUGGAUAUUACACAUCAUCCACGGUGCCUUUAUGGGCAAUGCUUCCCAGCAUAAAGAGGCCAAAAAGAUGCUCCGGACUGGCAUUGACGCUGCCCAAGACCUUGGUCUGUUCCGACAGACUGUAGCUACGUGUGCUUCUCAGCCCUGGAUCCGGCCUCAUGAUGCGCCUCCGGAAGAGGGCGAUGGGCGCACACUGCACGACCUGUGGAUCUUAUACGUCGACGAGGAGACGACUAAGCUGUCCAUGUACACACUCCUCUUCCUGGACUUUCACAUCUCGGCUCCCUGUAACGCCCGCAUGUUGACCUCAUCGCUCGACCUCGACUGGGAGCUACCCUUCUCCAUUGCCCUCUGGGAAGCAGACACGGCAGCAAGCUGGUCCCAAGGCCUCAGCCAGGAGCCGCGUAUCCACGCCUUGCUCGGACCAGACGACGCGGCUGAGCCCCCUUGCCCUAACACGAGGUCGUUGGCCCUGGCCACGCAGUCGCUGAUGUCGGGGUCACCGAGCCCACAGCUCAUGGUGGCUCUGGCGAUGUCCCCAAUGGCGACUCUGUUCGUCCUGACAAACAUCGACGCCUUUGUCAGGGAUUUUACGCGCUGCAACUAUCAGAUGCCACCAGCCCUCUCGGACCCGUCAGCCUUUCACAUAUUCACACAGUCGCAGAAUAGGCAGGUCAUUGCAGCACUACGGCAUAUCUCUCGGGUGGUUUCAAGGCAAGAUUCUGGUGAGGGCAGAGGCUCGCCGCUGUAUCGACCUAUCUGGAGGGCUAUCGAUUGCAUAGGUCUUGCGGUCAAGGUUGCCCUCUACAAGCCCGACGACCUCCUCAUCGGCGGUAUUGUCGAUAGCAGCGUGGUCGCCGGCCUGGCAACGGCGACACACCUGACUCUGGGGCGCUACGCGGGCACAAGGCGGUCACUGGAGGCCUUGCUACAGCACAAUACGGGCGACGACACCGUCAUUAUGAUCCUCGAUGAGGCAAUGGCUUUACUAUCCUCCAUCCUAUCCAGUGGCCCUGCGCGAACCGCCAUGGGCCACUAUGGCCUCCUACAGAAUUGUCCUGGCCAUCUGGCGAUCGCUCAGGGACAAAUCCGCAGGAGAUUUGAGGCGCCCACGGUGAUAUUUCACGCGAUUAUGGAUGUAGCCAUGGAAGAGACCGCAGUGCCCGGCCAGAACCAAGGCCAGGAGGGGCUUGACGCCAUGAUGGCCGCCUCGCCGGAAUUGGCCGAGGCGUGCUAUGCGAAGCGGUGA
This is a messenger RNA of Diaporthe citri, 1257 nucleotides long. RefSeq lists its product as uncharacterized. The record is from RefSeq and is a predicted model, not a curated record. The transcript is spliced from 3 exons. Bases 1 to 1257 code for a protein of 418 amino acids. NCBI's taxonomy places the organism in Eukaryota, Fungi, Ascomycota, Sordariomycetes, Diaporthales, Diaporthaceae.